AGUUCAUCUCACCACAGUUUUAUUUUUUCUCAACUGCCUUCUUAGUCUUUAUUGAUAUAACAUUAAAAUAUAUCAUUAUUUUAUUCUAAUAUUCCAUUGUUAUAUUGUUGUUUUACUUGGAUGAGUUAGCAUUUUAUGUUUCCUCUCCUUCACUUUGGUGGGUGCUUCCACUAAUAGGCACAUUGAAAAUUUUGUCUGUAAUUGAUAUCACAUAAAUAUAUCUAUCGAUAUCUAUAUAGAUAUCUAUCUAUAUCUGUAUCUCCCUAUAUCUAUGUCUAUAUCUAUAUUUGUACGUGUCUGCAUGACACUAAACCAUUGUGUGUUUCCAUUGGUCUUCUGAGCAGGUGUGAGUCAGGUGAUAUUCUCUUGUGUUGCAGAUUUGACUGUCUCAAACGCCUGUGUAAUUAAUUCUAUUAAGAAAUUUUUUGUGCAUAGAUUUUGUUUAUCAUUGAUAAACAAAUAUCACUGAUAACACUGAUCACAUCUUUAUAGGAAAAGGAGGUAUAAAAUAGGGUGAAAUAUCACAUCCUUUUUCACAUUUGAUGAACAUUUAUCUUAUGCCAGUUUUGUACCAAUUUCUUUCACCCAUCAGUGUGCCUCCCUGCGGUCAUGCUUCGGACUUAAAACGUCUUCGAAGAAUAAAAAAUGUACCGUAUUCCCAAUGAUUUGAACAUGAUAGAACUGAAAUGUUCAUUUUCUGAUUCCUUAUGGCCAGCGUAUAACUAGUCGUCUUCUUCGGCGGUAAGCAUUGGAUGAAAAGGGUCAUCAACUAGCCUUAUAUUUGGCAAUGUAUUUGGUCCAGUGUCACUAACUCUGCAAGGUAGCUUCCAGAAAGGUGACAAUUAACCUAAUAUGGACGGACAUCUGAGAUCGUGUAUAAUCCCAAAAUAACGUUUCAUUUAUGCCUUUCCUUGUAUACAUUAAGUGUUGCAUUAUAGUGCUUUGAUCUGUCAUUGCUUUUGAGAAUGUUUCUGUCCUUAUAUCCGUGUGUGUAUCUAUUUACUUAUUUUAUCAUAGGAAGUGAUGUAAAGCAUUACAGUCUGUCAAAAUUAUAUGGUUGGAUAACUUUUAAAAGUUUAUUCUGAUUAGAAUGUUGAUACAUUAGAAUAAUCCUACAUCUUUCAGGAAUUUUACAGAGUCUAGUUGGUGUAAUGUGUGAAACAGAAAUCUGAAGAAGGAAGAGGAAAAUGUUGGGCACUGGAUUUUGGAGUUCUGAUUCCAACAGACUCUGUACAGCCACUGAAAUUUUGGAGUUUUAUUAAUUAGUAUGGUAAUUUUAAGCAUCUUUAGGACAAAAGUUAAGCACUGUAACUGAAUGGUGCUAUUUUUUGGUUCUCUCUGGUUAUUUAUUUUAUUGCCAUAGGGGGAAAAAACCCCAAUGUGUGUUUAUAUGCAGAUCUAGUACUGGUAUUUUGAAUGUAGUUGAAUUUCUUUGUAUAAGUAUGUUGUAGGUCAUCAAUUCCUAUAUCUGGAUGCAUUUGGACAUUAUGUUGUAUUAUAAAGUACUGCAUGUUAGGUGUGUGCAAAUCUAGUUGUGUGGAAUUAUGAGAUACAUAUUUAAAAUAAUGAAUCUCCCUCUGUAUGCAUCUCUUUCCUAUUCUUUCUGAUUGUUCUCUCUCUUUUUCAUUGAUCCCCAUUUUCUCUAAAAUGUAGCUACAUUUUCAUGGUAGUUUCAGUCCUAUUAUGAUCAGAUUUAGAGAACUUUUAUACCUAUGACUGACACAAACACAAGGUUCAUUAUUUGAUUUUUCAUAUAUGAAAUAUUAAUGAUUUACUGUUUUGAUAAUGUGGAACUAAAUUGGUAUGAGCUAUGGCAAUUUCAAUGAGUACACCAUUUAUUCAAAUAGUUAGUGAUAAAAUUCUCUGGCUAUGUCUUUUAACAUGAUAAAUCCACCCCCUGCCUCCUUUUUAUUUUUUAGAACAUUUCUUCAAAAAUUGCUAAAUACUUGGUCUUGACAGGAAACACGUGGUAAGAAAGGAUGGACCCGAAAAAUGGAAGUUCUGUCACUGGCUUUAUCCUGCUGGGUUUCUCUGACCGGCCUCAGCUGGAGCGAGUCCUCUUUGUGGUUCUUCUCAUCUUCUAUCUUCUCACCCUGCUGGGAAACACAAGCAUCAUUGCAUUGUCCCGCCUGGACCCACACCUGCAGACUCCCAUGUACUUUUUCCUGUCCAACCUAAGCUUUCUGGACCUGUGUUACACGACCAGCACUGUUCCUCAGCUGCUGGUUCAUCUCAGGGGAACAGACAAGUCUAUCUCCUUCAGUGGCUGUGUAGCUCAGCUGUUUGUCUCUCUAGGGUUGGGAUGCACAGAAUGCAUUCUGUUGGGGGUGAUGGCACUUGACUGCUAUGCAGCCGUCUGCAGGCCCCUGCACUACACAGUGAUCAUGCACCCCCGUCUCUGUGCCCUGAUGGCUUCUGCAUCGUGGUUCACUGGUUUUGCCAACUCCUCAUUGGAGACGGUGCUCAUUUUUCUCAUACCGCUUUGUGGGAGAAAUAAAAUAGAGCACUUCUUUUGUGAGGUUCCCCCAUUGCUCAAGCUUGCCUGUGUUGACACCACUGUGUAUGAGUCUGAGAUCUUAUUUUUCAGUAUGAUCUUUCUUUUCAUACCUGUGGCAUUAAUCACAUUCUCCUAUGGUCGGAUAGUCAGGGCAGUGUUAAGAAUAAAGUCAGCCGCAGGACAGAGGAAAGUGUUUGGGACAUGUGGGUCCCACCUCACCGUGGUCUCCCUGUUCUAUGGCACAGCCAUCUAUGCUUACCUGCAGCCCAGCAACAACCAUUCCCAGGAUCAGGGCAAGUUCAUUUCUCUCUUCUACACCAUCGUCACCCCCAUGGUCAACCCUGUCAUAUAUACCUUGCGGAACAAGGAUGUGAUGGGCGCAAUGGAGAAGGUGUUCCAUCGGGGCUCCAUAUGACUGGGGGGAAGAGCCUUUGAUGGAGGCUCAAAUGUCAGAGGCUUUAAGAUUUUGUGUCCUUCAUGUGUUGUCCAACAUUCUCGUGAUGACUCUCAAGGGAAUUUCCUUACCUCGUUCAUUUUUUUAAAGUAACAUUUUCUUUUUUAAAAAAACUUUUUAAAAAAAGUUUGUUCAUUGAGAGAGAGCAAGAGUAAGAGGGACAGAGAGGGUGAGAGAGAGAGAGAAUCAGCAGAGAGAGACAGAAACAAUUCCAAGAAGGCGCUGCACUGUUAGCAGUAAACCUGAUGCAGGGCUCAAACUCACGAAGUGUGAGGUCAUGAUCAGAGCCAAAAUCAAGUGUUGGAUGCUGAACCAAUUGAGCUAACCCAGUUCUCCCCCUAUACCUCAUUCUUUUAUGCAAUGAAUGUUCCAAGCUCGUGGAUUCAUUGCAACCUCCGGAGACGCUGGUUUAGUGUCCCAGUGCAUCUCCAAUAUAUUAAUAUUUAAAAAAUCCUUUUCUUAUUUUAUCCUCUUUUGGGAGUACCAUUCUAAUUGCAAAAAGACAUUUAUGUACAUAUGAUAAAGGCGUGCACAAAAUAAGAAUAGGAACCACAAAAACAGUGUAAGAAAUUUUAACAUUUUAGCACUUUCUAGCAAUUUCCGGAGGCAUAUCACUUAUUCUUGCAUUUGAUCAUGGCUCUGUUAGAAGGUCUGUAAGUUGACUGUGUCACAGCUUCUUCACAGAAUUGGUGGGCAACCACGGGAUAGAUGAAAUUUAGCUCAGAGGAAAUCCUGGGAACACCAAUCUUGACACAGUCAUUCAGAUAUUAGGCCCCAGUGUGACCGUACCUGUGUGACAGUAAUUUUACAUAGACUUCAUGUCAUAGGGGGCGAUGGCAUGAUGCACUCAUCCCAGGGACAAUGGGAGCAUCAGGUAGCAAUACAGCAGGCGGUGCUUAUGUGUAAUGUGUGUAAUGCUGUGCGAUGUGAGGUGUGCACCUCGCUUGAAUUUAUGAUGAGCCACCUCAUCCAUUAAAAAUGACUUUUGAGUGGGCACCUGAGUGGCUCAGUCGGUCGGGUGUCUGACUUCAGCUCAGGUCAUUAUCUCAUGGUUCGUGGGUUCAAGCCCUGCUUGGGCUUUGUUCUGGCAGCUCAGAGCCUAUAGCCUGCUUCAGAUUCUGUGUCUUCCUCUCAAUCUGCCCCUCCCCCGCUCUU
Molecule: messenger RNA, 4106 nt
Organism: Acinonyx jubatus (cheetah)
Lineage: Eukaryota; Metazoa; Chordata; Mammalia; Carnivora; Felidae
Product: putative olfactory receptor 2B8
Exons: 1
Coding region: 1980-2912 (310 amino acids)
Biological process (GO): G protein-coupled receptor signaling pathway
Cellular component (GO): membrane
Molecular function (GO): olfactory receptor activity; G protein-coupled receptor activity
Source: RefSeq, a predicted model, not a curated record